Molecule: messenger RNA, 1304 nt
Organism: Polychytrium aggregatum
Lineage: Eukaryota; Fungi; Chytridiomycota; Chytridiomycetes; Polychytriales
Exons: 1
Coding region: 43-1185 (380 amino acids)
Source: RefSeq, a predicted model, not a curated record
CUCGCGCAUACGACCCCGGUGGCAAUCUUGAUCUCAAAGCCCAUGUCGCAGCAACAGCACGCUGUCGAGGAGGAGGCAGAAGCCAACCGACCCAUCACAGCCAUCAACGCCUCCUCGGCCUACUCGACCCUCGACAAGAAUCACUUUGAAAGAUCAGCACAUCUCCAGCGCCAGGCCAAUGCACUUUCGGCCCAUUCGGCCGUUGGAGGCUCGGCGCUCCUGGAUACUUGCGUCUCGGCCGCUACCGGUGUGUCGCAUCUGACUCUGCCAGAGAGAGGCCAGCCCAGGUCAUCAAGCGCGAGUCAAGAACCUUUGACCAUGGGCCGACCCAGUCAUUCUACAAACGUAAUGCUGCUGGACGAGUGCGUUGCUGCCGCUGUCGGCAGCCAUGGUCAAAUCUCGGACCGUGCUCAACAGCAGCCGCUGCAGCAACUAUCCAAAAGCGCUAUCGGCGCCGUUUCCCUUGAAAGCCAAGUCACCAGGUCGAUGGAGAUUCCCAAGAGCCUUGCCAAGGCCGUUCUCUUGGACGAGUGUGUGGCUGCAGCCGUUCGCAGCUCGACCGAGGUCGUCAACCAAGCUCGAGGCUCUAUUGUGAGACAGAGGAGCUUUGGAAACGAACCGACCGACGGCCGCAGCUCGGUUGUUUCCGAGGCCAAUCCAAUGCCGCUGUCCCAACGGAGCUCGGCCGACCGGCCACACAAAAAGGCCAACAACCCCCUGUAUCAGGGGAUGCGGCAGGAGCCUGUCCAUCGCCCGCGCUCAAAGUCUACUGUCCAGAAGCCCUCAGGCAAACCGACGACCGAAGACACCGCUGGCUCGAGUAGCAUCCAGCCCUCCCCACACACCUCUCGCCCGAGCACUCCUGGACAGCAGCGGACCCAUCGUCCUCGCAGCGCCAGCUCGGCCACGGCCACAUCCGUGGUGGGCAAGCCGCUCCGAUCUGCGUCACAACUUCCGCAUCAGCCUGAAUCCGAGAAAUCCAACAGCUCUAUCGCAAACUCCGAGAAUGUCCAGUCGCCGCGCACGUCCAUCUUUGGCCGCCUGCAAAAGCGGCUUUCGGCUCUCACCGGGGGCAGCAAAAGCAACAGCGCUGCGUCAACCCCACGGGGGUCGGUGACCCGCGAAAGCUCGGCCACUUCGAUCCAGCAGAGCCGACGGACCCUGCCCGGAAUCGGUCCCAGUUAGAGCUCUGGCCAGGUGCGAUGGUGAGGAUCGGGCUGCCGAGUGCCCACGUUUGUUUGGCCCGAGACGAGCAGAGUGCCUGGGCGAUGCGGCGGCUCUUGGAUGGCAUAUGAUGAUCGAUC